GUUUUCUUCCUGUUUGCGCAGGAAGUGUAGAGUCUAUAAAAGCCUGUGUGUUUGACGGCACGUCAGUAAUCGGUCACUAUGGACCUCGGUCUACUUCCUCUAAUGCUCUUGCUGAUUUUAAACGUGCUCCCUGGACCAACUCAAGGGUCACCGGGAGCUGUGAUGAUUACGGAGCUCGACAAAGAGGGCUCGUCUCGGGCCAGCAGAGAUUUCAGCAUCACAACUGUGUCUGGAAGAAGCAUGAACAUCAACAACAAUCAAACCAAAGUAAGCAUAAAGCCCCAGAGCUCAGUGUUCGCUGGAGACACGGUUACUCUGAGCUGCGAGGGACGCUUAACCGAAAGGAAGAUCAUCUGGUACAAGGACUUUCAGACAAUGACUAAUGACGACCGGACGCUGACGCUGAGAGAUGUGGGAGUCUCCAAUGGAGGAAAAUAUGCCUGCGGCGUACUACACCAGACCAUACAAAGCCCAAGAGUCACGCUGAGCGUGAGAGUGAGACCGAAGCCCGUGGCGCGCGUUCACCCCGACGGACGGGCGCUCGGGGGACAGACGGUCACUCUCACAUGUGAGCUACGGGAGACGGACGUCAGCAGCUGGACGUACAGCUGGAACAAAGACGAUUCGCCGGUUCACGCGAGUCGAUCGCCGGAAUACCGAAUCGGUUCUGUUGAUGAAUCUCACGCGGGUCGCUACAGCUGUGCUGGACACGAGAUCGGAGGAUCCCGACACUCACACACCAGUGAUGAAGUUACACUGAGCGUAUCAGGGCCUUCAAUGAGAGAACCGUUGUUUAAUGUCCUGCUCGUUGGAGUGAUUUCAGGACUCAGCGGCGCCUUUCUGCUCAUUUUCAUACUGGCCCUGCUUUUCUGCUGCAGACGCAACAAAGGUGGAAGAUCUCUGUCUCCGUCUCCGGACCGCCGUCCGCCGACCAUCAGCCAGACACCGACGCCGUCCGGCUCCGGCACUGUAAAUGGGACUUCGCGCACGAACUACGUUGAGGUGAAUAUGAAAUCGAUGGAGGAAACGAAGAAGAAAAAUAAAGGAGAGGAGUGUUAUGACCAUAUCUACUCCAAACUGAGCUUUUAAGGAUCUGGAUCCACGACUUUCAUCAACGGCGGGAUACAAAGAUACAUACAGUCAUGUUGUUUCGAUUAUUGAUUAUAACUAUUGUAUUAAAAUCACUGUAUAUUAUGUUUUAUAGCAAAUAUUUAUGACACUUUAAAAUGCAGUUCGGUCUGCUGAUACUCUGUUAAAUAUCUUGUAUGCAUUGCAGAAUUAUGAAUAUUAUAAGAAAAUAUCAAUGGGCCUGUGUUAAUCUAUUCUAUCGAUGUCCACUAGAUGUCCUCAUAUAGACCACAUGUUUCAGAGCCGCACUUCUUUUAGGCUUAUUUAAUUUAAUCGAUCAGGUCAUGAAUGAUGACUACCUUCAUAAUGAACAGUUCUUCCUAAAUGCAACAAGUGACCAUGUUUAAAAAGAAAUAAGUAUAGCGUAUAGACUAUUUGUUUUGUAAUUAAAUUGCGUAAUUAAUGAGUAAUUAAUAUGUAAUUAGCACUUGUUUUUGCCAUUAUGCGUAUGUUUCCAACACAAAGUCCAACAAAGAUCUGUUUGCAUCUAUAGACAUGACAGAAGUAAAUCUUUAUUAGACUAUUAGAUGUGUUUUUUUCAGUUCUUGUCGGUUUUCUUUCCUUCAGUGAUUCUGCUUGUUAACGCUUCAAACCUCACUCGAUUAAACCGCUUAAUCUUCUCAUUUAUUCCAAGUGUUUCAGGGUUUCUUUAACCGUGGACACACUGAGCAUUAUUUGAUCGACUUGAAGACGUUUCUGUAUCACUUUUGCCCGUAUCUUUGAAUUUUCCUUCCUGCUUCGUUCACCAAAGGUGAAUGUGAACUUCCUGUUUGUGCAGCGAGUGAAAACCACAUGCAGAAGCCUUUAAUGCUGCAGGCAACACAAUCUAGACUCUAAAAGUAGUGUUAUUUGAGCCCGAAUGUGUCGGUUUAUCUUCAUCCUGACGAAAUGGAAAGAGUUCAGGAAAUAAAUAACAGAGGAGUAAAACAAUUCUGCAAAUUGGCUUUAUUUUACAAAAAUACAACUGUUUAGUAGUACAAUAUCUCAUCUCUGUUCCUAACUAUAAGCUUAAUUAAAAAAAAAAAAAAAAAUAUAUAUAUAUAUAUAUAUAUAUAUAUAUAUAUAUAUAUAUAUAUAUAU
This is a messenger RNA of Puntigrus tetrazona (Sumatra barb), 2208 nucleotides long. RefSeq names its product sialoadhesin-like. NCBI's taxonomy places the organism in Eukaryota, Metazoa, Chordata, Actinopteri, Cypriniformes, Cyprinidae. The coding region runs from base 79 to 1089 and encodes 336 amino acids. The transcript is spliced from 10 exons. Gene Ontology annotation, biological process: cell surface receptor signaling pathway. The record is from RefSeq and is a predicted model, not a curated record. Gene Ontology annotation, molecular function: transmembrane signaling receptor activity.